CGACUACAGCCUCACAAUGGUUGGAAGUACGCUGGCUAUGCGGUCAAACGCCAUGCAAUUGUCGUCGCUGUCGCGCAGGUCGCUCACGACGCGGUCGCCCGUCCAGGCUCUGCGGUCAUCACAAUCGCUGAGUCUACGCACUGCUCGUCGUCCCUAUUCCGACGCUGCACCUCUCCCAGCUCCCAAGCCCAAGAAGCGAUUUCGAUUCCUGCGCUGGACGUGGCGUCUAACCUUGUUGGCUGGUGUUGGUCUGGCCGGUAACCUCGCUUACAACAUCUACGACCAACGUCACCCGACCGAGCAAUUCGUACCUGAUCCCAGCAAGAAGACUCUUGUGAUUCUCGGAACCGGCUGGGGAUCCGUUUCUCUUCUCAAAAAACUCGACACAGAAAACUACAAUGUCGUCGUCAUCUCGCCCCGUAACUACUUCCUUUUCACUCCUCUGCUGCCGUCAUGCACAACUGGCCAGGUCGAGCACCGCUCUAUCAUGGAGCCCAUCCGAAGCAUUCUCCGUCACAAGAAAGCCCACGUCAAGUUCUACGAAGCCGAGGCCACAAAGGUCGACUAUGAGAAGCGCAUUGUAUACAUUAGUGAUGACUCGGAAAUCAAGGGCGACAUCUCCCACACCGAGGUUCCCUUUGACAUGCUUGUCAUGGGUGUUGGUGCGGAAAACGCUACUUUUGGUAUCAAGGGUGUCAAGGAGAACUCUUGCUUCCUGAAGGAGGUUGGCGAUGCCCAGAGGAUCCGCAAGCGCAUCAUGGACUGUGUUGAGACUGCCAUGUUCAAGGAUCAGUCUGAGGAAGAGAUCAAGCGUCUUCUGCACAUGGUUGUCGUUGGUGGCGGCCCGACCGGUGUUGAAUUCGCUGGUGAGCUGCAAGACUUCUUCGAGCACGAUCUGAGGAAGUGGGUUCCUGAGAUCCAGGAGAACUUCCGCGUCACCCUUGUUGAAGCUCUGCCCAACGUGCUUCCUAUGUUCUCCAAACAGCUGAUUGACUACACGGAAUCGACGUUCAAGGAGGAAUCCAUCACGAUCCGCACCAAGACGAUGGUCAAGAACGUCACAGACAAGUAUAUCGAAGCCGAGGUCACCAAGCCCGACGGGACCAAGGAGCUCGAGACCAUUCCAUACGGUCUGCUUGUUUGGGCUACCGGUAACGCUAUCCGUCCCAUCGUUCGCGAUCUUAUGAGCCAGCUCCCCGCCCAGAAGAACUCGCGUCGUGGUCUUGCUGUCAACGAAUACCUUGUUGUGAACGGUACUGAGAAUGUCUGGGCUGUCGGAGACUGUGCCAUCACCAACUACGCCCCUACCGCCCAGGUUGCCAGUCAGGAGGGCGCUUUCCUCGCCCGCCUUUUCAACACCAUGGCCAAGACCGAGGCCAUCGAGAAAGAGUUACAGAGACUAUCUGAAGCUCAAUCAGCCGCCAAGAGCGAAGAAGAGCGCAACAAGAUCUUCGACGAAAUCCGUGAUCACCAGCGCCAACUGCGGCGAACCAAGCAAAUCGGCCCGUUCCAAUACUCCCACCAGGGAAGCCUGGCCUACAUUGGAAAGGAGCGUGCGGUUGCAGAUAUCAGCUGGCUGAGCGGCAACAUCGCAAGUGGUGGAACUAUGACCUAUCUCUUCUGGCGUAGUGCUUAUCUUAGCAUGUGCUUCAGCACCCGCAAUCGUGUCCUAGUUGCCCUCGACUGGGUCAAGGCCAAGCUCUUUGGUCGUGACGUGUCUCGCGAGUAAUUUAUCUCUGCUGCCACCACCAGCAGUACCUAGAAUUGGGUGCUAGGACCGUGUACAACAAUAAAUACGCCCCUACUUUUAUGACCUUCUGAGCGCGACACCGCAUUUUCCUCCGAACAAUAAUCCUUCUUUCCCUUUCCCUUGCUCCAGUUAACGCCACGCCGCCUCUAUGACCUUUCUUACUGAACCGAGCUUCCGCCCGGUUUAUCUCGAUAUCCCUGUCUCCUGAUCAUCAUUAUCCUCGUCGUCAAACAUUCCGAUAUUCCUUCGUGGUUGCCGAUAAGCCACGAACCACCCACCAAAAAUAACUUGCUCUAAUCGGGAUUGAACGGAUCCGCUACUCGUUCCCGUUCUGUCUUUCACUGCAGAGCCUUUUACUUGUACGAUUGGCCACUGAUAGACUUGGUUGUCUGUUUGCGCAUAGACUUGAAUGUUUCUUUUCUAUUCUUGUUUCAAUUCUGUUUUCUUGAGUUUGAGGCUUGGUGUGGGAUUCGAUUCGAAUUCGCCGAAUUAAUAGGUAACAGUAACGUAUUUCUUUUCCUGUUCUAAAUAUCAUCUGGUAUCAUAUUCACUGUUGCUCGGUUUUUUCCCCGGUGCUAUAGUGUACGUAUAUCUGUGUUGUAUUAUUAUCAUAUUUGCUACUUUAG
This is a messenger RNA of Aspergillus nidulans FGSC A4, 2376 nucleotides long. Its product is annotated as NADH-ubiquinone reductase (H(+)-translocating) ndiF. NCBI's taxonomy places the organism in Eukaryota, Fungi, Ascomycota, Eurotiomycetes, Eurotiales, Aspergillaceae. The coding region runs from base 17 to 1729 and encodes 570 amino acids. Gene Ontology annotation, molecular function: oxidoreductase activity; NADH dehydrogenase (quinone) (non-electrogenic) activity; NADH dehydrogenase activity. The record is from RefSeq and is a predicted model, not a curated record. The transcript has 4 exons.